AUGGCCGUGAAGAUGGCAUCGGACGGCCUGUGGCAGGGAGAGAACCCUCUGGACUUCGCGCUGCCGCUCCUGGCGGUGCAGAUAGCCGUCGUGCUCGUCAUCACGCAGGGCCUCGCCUUCGCCCUCAAGCCCCUACGCCAGCCUAGGGUCAUCGCCGAGAUCCUGGGCGGCAUCUUGCUCGGACCUUCGGCCCUGGGCCGGUUGGGCCCCUUUCGCCGCACGAUCUUCCCGGAGUGGAGCACCCCCGCGCUAGACACUGUGUCGGGCCUCGGCCUGCUCCUCUUCCUCUUCCUGGUCGGCCUCGAGCUCGACUUCCGCGCCGUUCGUCGCGUGGGACCCCGCAGCGUGGCCAUCGCAGCCGCCGGCAUCGUGCCUCCGCUGCUCGCCGCCGCCGGCAUCGUGCCGCUCCUCGACCUCGCCAUCCCGGCGCCCCGCCAAGCCUCAUACCUCUCGCUGUGCGUGUUCCUCGGCGCGGCGCUCUCGGUGACCGCUCUCCCCGUGCUCGCCUGCAUCCUCAAGGAGCUCGGCCUCCUCGGAGUGCCCUUCGUCGAGACCGCCAUGGCCGCCGCCUCGGUGAACGACGUCUUCGCGUGGACGCUCCUUGCUCUCGCUCUCGCCGUGUCCGGCGGUGGCCGCGAGCCGAAGGGACCCCCUCUCGCGCCGGUCUACAUCCUCUCGUCGGGCGCCGUCUUCGUGGCGUUCACGUUCUUCGCGCUCCGCCCUCUCAUGGCGCGGCUGGCGCGCCGCACAGGCCCCUGCAGCUCGGACAGCAACCUGACCUGCUCAUGCGCCGUCGCGUGCGCGCUCCUAGCGGGCGCCGUGACCGACGCCAUCGGCGUGCACCCCGUCUUCGGCGCGUUCGUGUUCGGGCUGGCCAUGCCCCGUGAGGAGGGCUUCGCGGAGCGCAUCGGCGAGAAGGUGGCGCCGCUGGUGUCCGGGCUGAUGCUGCCGCUCUACUUCGCCACGAGCGGACUGCAUACGAAUGUGGACAACGUCCAGGGCGUGGCCGCGUGGGGGAUGGUGGCGCUCGUGGUGGCCGUGGCCGUGGUGGGGAAGUUCGCCGGGACGUUCGCGGUGGCGGUCGCCGGGACAGGCAUGGCCAGGCGCGAGGCGGCCGCCCUCGGCGUGGCCAUGAGCGCCAAGGGGCUAGUGGAGCUCAUCGUGCUCAACAUCGGCAAGGAGAAGAAGGUGCUGGACGACACGACGUUCGCCAUCUUCGUGAUCAUGGCGCUGACGACCACGGUGAUCGCGACGGCGCUCAUGACGGCGCUCUACCGGCAUCAGUCGACGGCCACCAUGCCGGAGAUCGAUGGGAUGGAGCUCAAAGGAGGCGACGCUUGCCCGGCAUAA
Messenger RNA from Triticum turgidum subsp. durum (durum wheat), 1350 nucleotides. The record is from the annotation of a GenBank genome assembly. Lineage: Eukaryota; Viridiplantae; Streptophyta; Magnoliopsida; Poales; Poaceae.